Polychytrium aggregatum is the source of this 1937-nucleotide messenger RNA. RefSeq lists its product as uncharacterized. Lineage: Eukaryota; Fungi; Chytridiomycota; Chytridiomycetes; Polychytriales. The transcript has a single exon. The record is from RefSeq and is a predicted model, not a curated record. Bases 384 to 1901 code for a protein of 505 amino acids. Gene Ontology annotation, molecular function: protein binding.
CCAGUCUGCAGCCGGCCUCGAUGCGGCUGUCGAUUCGCUGGCUUUGGCGGCGACCUCCGAUCCAGCACUCAUCCGUCUUGAUCUGCGGCAAGCGAUUUUGUCCAGGGUGCACCUGGUGCCGGGGUGUGCUGGUUCUUGGCGGCGAAACUGAAUGCAGCCGGGCAGUCGUCGCUCAGGUCUCGAAUGGGGCUUGUGACUCCUUGGAUGACUUUGCCUUCCAUCAACAAAUCGCUCGUUUCACUUUUGCCCAUCCGCCGCCUCUCUUCUGCUCACCCGUCUCCUCACUUUAGUUCGCCCAAAGCUUCGUUGUAACCGCCUUUCUUUGCCCAUAUCGCUCCCUUCGCUCCCUUCGCUGCCCCUCUCAUCCUCCCACAUCACUCACCAUGGCCGCCAGCACCAACGACCUCUCCUCGUCUCUCGAUGCUUCACAGCCAGCCCUCCUGUAUCCAGACAUCUUCACAAUCGUCUGUUUCAAUGACAGCUUCCAGCUCGCCCUCGACCACAGCACCAUCAAAACCCUGCUUCGAGUGUCCAGACGGGCAAGGUCUCUGCUGAGCUCCAAGCUGGCUCGCUUCCAUCGCUGGUGCCAGAAGGAAGGACUGUGUCAUCCAGACGGACAGAUGCGGAUCGGCCUCACGCCCAGCGACCAGAUCGCCCUCUCACUGCAUUGCAAGGAGAAAGACCCAAACGACCGAUCCUGGCUCGUCGUUCAGGCAGAGCAGGGAAGCGCCCCUGCCUCGUAUUUCCUGGCCCGCGUCCUCCAGAUCGAUGUCGACCGAGGUGGAAUGAGGUGGAUCGAGUGGAACGCCAAGUUGCAAGAAAUCUUCCACCAUCUGGAGACGGCCUCCAGCGCAAGCCAUCCAAUGGCACAGUUCCACCUGGCCGAGUGCUAUCUCAACAGAAUUGGAGUCGACCAAGACCAGAUCAGGGCUGUCGAGAUGUACCGCAGUCUUGCAGAUUGUGGAAUGCCACAGGCACAAAUCGCCCUCGGUCGAUGCUAUGAGUCAGGCGAAGGUGUCGAUCAAGAUUACAACACAGCCAUCGAGCAGUAUACCAAGGCUGCCGAUCAAGGCUGCGACAACGGACGCCUCCGCAUCGUGUUCCUCCGUGGGUGGUUCUCGUUCACUGGUCAUGGUGUCGAGCAGAGCGACGAAGAUGCCCUCGCUCACUGGCAGCAAGUCAGCACCCAGUCCACCGAUCCAGUCAUCAAGUCGAUCGCCACACACAUGGUCGGCUGGAUGCACUAUCUCGGCCGGGGUACGCAGCAAGACCAGCAGAAGGGCAUCAAGAUGAUCCGCGAUAGUAAGUCAAGCGCAUUCAAAUUUGGAGAGGCUGAGUGCCUCUAUGGGUGGCCACUGGCACCGUCCAACUCACCCGCAUCUCGCGAGUUCUUCAAGCUGUGCCAAUUGGGAUUGGACCACAACUGGCUGUGCAAGCACCUGACAGCAGUUUGUCUGGUCCAUGGAUUCGGAACCGCUCAGGAUAAGACCAAGGCGGCGGACAUCUUUGAGCAGCUCGCCCACGAUGAGCACAGCGAAAGUCAGGCCUGGUUUGGUGGUUGCUACGGCAAUGGUCUCGGGGUGCCGGAAGACGAAUCGAAGGCCUUCGAGUGGUACAGCAAAUCAGCAAACCAAGGCAACUCAUACGGCCAACUCGGGGUUGGUUGGAGCUACUACGACGAAAGUGGGGUCCCCAGGGAUUUCGCCGAGGCUGUCAAGUGGUUCCGCAAGUCUGCCGAACAGAACAAUCGAGAUGGGCAGUAUGCCCUCGGCAUCUGCUUCGAGAAUGGCGAGGGUGUGACCGAGGAUAUCGACGUCGCCGUAUUUUGGUACCGCAAGGCUGCUGAGCAUGAUCAGCGACGGGCCAUCAACAGACUCAAGUCUAUCGGCAGGUGGCCGUGAUUCAUUUACUCUUCCAAAGACACACAAUCAACAAGC